Molecule: messenger RNA, 3813 nt
Organism: Syngnathoides biaculeatus (alligator pipefish)
Lineage: Eukaryota; Metazoa; Chordata; Actinopteri; Syngnathiformes; Syngnathidae
Product: XK-related protein 7-like
Exons: 3
Coding region: 22-1653 (543 amino acids)
Biological process (GO): engulfment of apoptotic cell; apoptotic process involved in development; phosphatidylserine exposure on apoptotic cell surface
Cellular component (GO): plasma membrane
Source: RefSeq, a predicted model, not a curated record
CCUCCCCCUCCCCCGACCAACAUGGCUGCGAAAUCCGACGGUGCAGCCGUCUCUCCGCGAAACCAAAUCCCGGCCGACUCCCCGUCCAGGCCCGCGCAUCGGCGGUACUCCCCGGCGGACUGCUGCUGGUCGCUGGGCGCCCUUUUGGUCUUCUUCUGGGACGGGGCCUCGGACCUGUGGCUGGCCGCCGACUACUACCUCCGGGGGGAGUACUGGUGCUUCGCGCCCACUCUGGUCUUUGUGAUCGUCCCCUCCGUGGUGGUGCAGGUGUUGAGCUUCCGAUGGUUCGCCUACGAUUUCUCCGACAUGCCGGAGAGCGGCACGGCCGCGGCCGCUGCGGUGGCGGCGUCGUCCGCGGCGGAGGGCGGCGAUUGGGACGCCAAGGACGGCGGCGGAGGGGAGCGGGGCGCUGGCCGUGCAGCCGGGGCCGGGGGACGAGCCCGGGGAUGCUGCAGAGUGUUCGUGUGGCUCUUCCAGGCCGUCGUCCACACCCUCCAACUGGCGCAAGUGUGGAGGUACGUCCGAGCGCUGUACCUGGGCGUGCAGAGCCGCUGGCACGGUGAGCCUGAGCGGCGCCACUACUACUGGCGCAUGAUGUUUGAGAGCGCCGACAUCAGCAUCCUGCGCCUGCUGGAGUCCUUCCUGAAGAGCGCCCCCCAGCUGGUGCUGCAGCUCUCCAUCGUGAUCGGCGCCGGUCGCGUGCUUCCUCUUCAGGGCCUUUCGGCGUCGGCCUCGCUGAUCUCUCUGGCCUGGAUGGUGGCCUCCUACCAGAAAGUCCUGCGGGACUCCAGAGACGACAAGCUCCCCAUGAGCUACAAGGCGGUGACGGUUCAGAUCCUGUGGCACCUCUUCACCAUCGGGGCCCGCGUCCUGGCCUUCGCCCUCUUCGCGUCGGUCUUCCAGUUGUACUUCAGCAUCUUCGUCGUGGCCCACUGGUGCGUCAUGACCUUUUGGAUCAUCCAAGGCGAGACGGACUUCUGCGUGUCCAAGUGGGAGGAGAUCAUCUACAACAUGAUGGUGGGCGUGGUCUACGUCUUCUGCUGGUUCAACGUGAAGGAGGGCCGCGCUCGCUACAGGAUGCUGGCCUACAGCCUGACGGUGCUGGUCGAGAACGUGGCCCUCACCGCCGCCUGGUACCUGCACCGGGGGCCCCGGAACUCGGACUUCUACGCCGUCGUCGUGGUGUGCGCCGUGGCCAGCGGCUACGCUCUGGGCACCUUUUUCAUGUUCGUUUAUUACUGCCUGCUGCACCCCGACGGCCCGGCGCCGGGCUGGGGCCGCGUGGCGGAGAAGCGGCCGGCGUCCCCGGCCUCCGGCCCGCCCCCCGACGUGGUGAGCAGCCCGCCCAGGACCCUGCAGAGAACGAAAGACCGAGAGCAGGGCCCCGGGGCGGACGGGGACGUGUUCCAGGUGCGACCGUCCCGGGGGGGCGCUCGGGCGCCGCUUCCCCACCCCGCGCCCAGGACAGAGGGGCUGGUCAUCCGGAUAGACCUGCCCAGGAAGAGUUACCCCGCCUGGGACGCUCACUACGUCGACCGGAGGCUGCGUAAAACCAUCCUGGUGCUGGAAAGCGCCGCUCCGGUGGCGCCGCGGAUUCAGUACCGCUGCCUGGGCACGCCCAAGGAGGUGACGGAGUACGAGACCACCGUCUGACGCCGGGGAGGCGGACGGGACCCUUCGUCUCCACGUCCGUUCGCUGACGCCGGAGGGCGACGUGCUCGGCGUUGGGUUUUUUUUUUUUGUUGUUGUUGUUGUUGUUGUUGUUGUUGCCUACGAUAUGAUAGCGAUUAGUAGUCGUCGAGGAGGCCGACGGUUGACAUUUGGAGCCGUUAAUCGGUUGCGGUCAAAGGGAAAACGUUUUGAAAUCUCAAAAGCAAAAACACUCAACUGCAACAUGUUCGUUUUUGUCAAUGUGUUAGAAAGUUGACCUUUUUGGUUGUAAAUUACAAGAAAAAGCACAGCGAGCUCGGGGGCUUAGCAGCAUCUGUUUUAAAGUCAAGCACAAAAAUUGAUCCCUCACAUAUACUCCGUUUUUGAUUGAUUGAUUGAUUGACCGAUUGGCGAUGGGAUUUGUCAGGAGGAAAAAAUAAAACGCAUGCUGCUAAGGAUGCAAAUGCCCAAUUUCUUCACAAUCAGCCUCUGGCGUGAUUUAGCCCGUUUGACCCUCUCCAAAACCAAAAUUCCGAGUGCGCUUUCGCCUGAUUUCGUCCCGUUUUGUUCCACGUUUGUGUAGAUAGGAGGCGCCGUUGCCUCACCAACUUGAUUUCAUUUCUCUCACCGGAGUCUCUCUUGCCCCCCCCCAAGAUUCUUUUGCCUUAUUCGUGAUCAGCUCACCCACGCCGACUCGGUCACUUCACCGGUUUGCCGACUUGCGUUAUUCACACAUCUUUCCUCGCGUCCUUCCUUUUUUCCGCACCGCUUAUCCUCCCUCGGUAUAGAGCUCGCGCACGGCGCCAUUUUGCCGGUCGAAAAGAACUGCUAGACAGUGUGGGGGACGUUGAACCGGAGCAGAAUAAUGUCCGAGACUUGUCGUGCUGUUGUUUGUCGCAACAGACGAGACAGAUGUUCAAAGAGGUCAUGACAUUAAUCUUUGGUAAGCCUCUCCCCAACAGAUGUUUUUUUUUUUUUUUUUAAUACGCAUUGUUCUCAAAUGAGUCCAAUGCAUAUUUAAAAAAAAACACACACAAAAAAACAGGGAGUCAUCUCCAAUGUACAGGGAAGCGUGUUGCAGCCACACAUUAACCUUCGGUAAACCUCUCCCCGACAGACUAUUUUUUUUUUUUUUUUACAUACACAUUGUUCUCAAAUGAGUCCAAUGCGUAUUUUAUAAAAGAAAUAAAUCGUCAGUCACGUAGGUUAAUGUGUGGCCACAACGCGCCAAAUCCGGCCCGCCGCGUGAUUCUAUGUGGCCCGCGAAGGAAAACGGUUUUUGCAGUUCUCAAGCGAGGGCGGCGACAAAGUGAAGCACAGCGUCGGCGCGUCCGCUCGCGAGCGGUUGUCGUUCGAAGGGAAACGAGUCGCGAUCGCCGACAUUUUCGCCCACGUCUGUCAAAUCUGCACGGCAGCUCGAACGCAACGCCAGAGUUGAAUGUCGAAGCCAAAGGUCGAAAACGUGUUUGUGACGAGACUUUUGUGGGCGAAACAUUCCCGUGUGGUUUGAUUGUUUGUUGCGGGGAGCGACAACAUUUCUCUCAUGAGGUCUUCUUCUCGGGCGGCCUGAGCAAAAAAGUGGCGCGUCACGUCCACAGGAUGAAGAAAAGGAAACAAUGAGGACUUGAGAGCUGUCAGGACUCCUUCUGUACUCAUAUUUUGUUACGUAAUCAUGUCAAGACAAAGCCUGGCUGCAGACCCGCUUCGGCCUCGGGCAGUUUUGUCCGGGGAGGGCGAAGGCGUGUAUAUUUCGUCAGGGUUCUUUUUUUUUUCUUCUUCUUCUUCCUUAUCAGAGGAAAAACGCGUUUAUAGGAAGUCAAGUUUACAUUUAAGUUCAUUUCAAGUUAUGUUAGGAGGCUGAGGCGGUUUUGUCGUAAACGCUGUCCGGACGGAGAAGUCAACGGGGAGCUCGCCCGUUCAGCACCUUUCACAGCCAAGGGAGACGUCGAAUUAUGGAUUAUGGUGCUAACCGUCUGACGCGCUCAUGUAUGAUCGAUCGAGCGCAAAAAUCUCAGAGGGAAGUCGGACCUCAAAUGCAACGCAAGAAUCAAAAAGCCUUAAAACUGGUCGCACCAGACUGUUUGCGCAAAAUGAGAGUAUCGUCAAGUCUGUUGCUUGAAUAAAGGCCCCGGACAAAGUAAAAUAAAAUAAAAUAAAUGUUUA